AUGUCUUCCACUUCGAGGAUUUUUUCCCUCAUCUUGGUUGCGUUCACAUGUUCCCAGUCCCUGGCAUUUGAGCACGCUCCUCGAACUGGCGAAUCCCCGUGUGACGUCACAGACGAUGAUGUGCGAGGUGGCGAUUACGUCAAUUGCACAGUUCGAGGUUUGACCUCACUUGAACCAACGUGGUUUCCCGAGAAUGCGACCACUCUAAGCCUUGAUCAUAACAUUUUGCAUAAUCUGGCCAGUGGAUGCUUCAGUCAUCUGUCCGAACUUCAGGUGUUGACCAUAAGUGACUCCCGAGUCACCACAAUUCACGAGGAUGCAUUGAGGGGCCUUGGAAAGCUGAAGGAAUUAAACCUGGAGAACAACAAUAUCUAUACAAGACGUCUCUCCAGGACCUUAUUUUCUCACGUUCCUAAUUUGGAGAACUUGUACCUGAAGGGGAACACAUGGGAAAAUGAAGGCACUCUGGAAUCUCCUUCCAGUUCUGCCGUCCCAUUCUCUGACCUAUCGCAUCUGACAAGUCUGGCUUGGUGGCUCUCGUGGUCUGGAGUCUGGCUCCACACGACUUGGGUGAGGCUGGACAUGUCCGGGAACUACUCGUGCAUCGACGACAGAGGGCAGGACCGGUGGACCGUUGACCUUGUCACGACCAAGGCGUUGUGGCGUCGAUGUGUCGGGAAAACGGCUCUCCUCGUCUCUCUCAGCCUUGCCUUAAGCCUUAUCGUGGGCUUUCUGGCCGUCUACGUGUGGCGGCGGUUCAGGACUGCGGUGUGGGCGUUCUUUCUCAACAUCUUGGCUCCUGGUUUCAGGUGA
This is a messenger RNA of Aplysia californica (California sea hare), 813 nucleotides long. Its product is annotated as leucine-rich repeat-containing G-protein coupled receptor 5-like. Bases 1 to 813 code for a protein of 270 amino acids. NCBI's taxonomy places the organism in Eukaryota, Metazoa, Mollusca, Gastropoda, Aplysiida, Aplysiidae. The record is from RefSeq and is a predicted model, not a curated record. The transcript is spliced from 4 exons. Gene Ontology annotation, molecular function: potassium channel activator activity; transmembrane transporter binding; voltage-gated potassium channel activity. Gene Ontology annotation, cellular component: voltage-gated potassium channel complex.